AUUACGAUGGAAAUCGCUGAGGAGACCGUUCCAGCUUUUGCUCGAGUGAGGAACUCGGUGCGCAUCAUCGUUGAAGACGCGACGACAAAAGAGAGCAAGUUGCUGCAUGUCGUGAAUACCAUCCUGGGAGAUUUCGGCCAUGUAAGAAAAGGCGAAAUUUUGGCAAUCCAGGAUUAUCCGAAAAGGCGGAUUUACGAUGUGACCUUUGUCGGAGAAGGUGUGUUUUCUAGCUUCUGGAAAAUUUAUUCAGAAAAUCGUGAAGAUAUUCGUCUUCGGGGAUAUAAGGUUAUCCCACAUUUCGCUCGAGAGGAAAUUCUACUGGUGGUAAAGUCCUAUUCACCCUUUGUAAUUCGGAAAGAGAUAGAGGUGGUGUUGAAUAGGUUUUGUGAAAAAGUGGAGUUCGUGGGAAAAGUUCUUAAUGAACUCGGUAUUUGGACCUCUAAGUUCAAGUACAAAGUUAAAUUCAAGAAAGGUUUGUACCCUCCGGCACGUUUUCGUUUAGGAAAUAUAAAUUUGGAUGUCUUUUUUCCUGAAAUGCCAGUUUUUUGCAAAAAGUGCCGUUCUUAUGGUCAUACAGCGGAAAACUGUAAUUUGUGCUCCAAUUGUGGUGAAGAUACACAUAUGACCAAAAAUUGUGUCCUUCAAAAGAGGUGUAACUUGUGUUUUCAAAUGGGGCAUUUAUAUGCAGGUUGUCCACAAAGAGAGAAAGUGGAAAGUCAAAAAUCUGUUCAUGAGGAUCUUAGUGCUUCUCCUAAUCUUGAAGUUUUUGCUGAUCCGGUGUUAAGUUUUGUUUUACAGGAUAAAACUACUGAGGAAAAAUGAGAAGAAAAGGAAAACUUACCUGAUGUUGAAAUGGAGAGUGAAUCAGGUCAGGUGGGAAAAGUAUUGGAAUUUUUGUCUGAUUUUGAUCUUAGUGCUUCUCCGAAUUUGCAAUUUCUUGAAGAGAAUUUAUCGGAGUCCUUAAGUCCCGUGAGUGAGGAAGGGCAUCUUCAUGUGACUGGUGAGGAGAGUCCUGCAGGUAAAAUGUCGCAGGAAGGGCUCACGGUAAAGAGAAAGACUGGUUUUGAGUCUCUUUCCAGAGGAGAGAAAUUGUAUAGAUCUUACAAAGGGAAGUCCAUUCAAGAGCUAAAGGAAGUUGUAAGUGAUUGGUCAGAUGAGGAAGAAUAUGGUAAAUUAGGCAAAUAUUUCGAAGAAAUUCCUAAUAAGAAAGAAGCUCGGAAAAAGAUUUUGAGGUACAUUAAGAAUCUAAAGUGACUCUUUUAAAAUUAGAAAAUAUAUAUAUAUAAAAAUAAUAAAAUGAUUGGUUUCUAUGAUUAUGUAAAGUGAUUGGUGGUUUUCCUACUGUAUUGCUUUAUUACUGAUUGAAACCUUACUGAGUCAGAGGUGCCCAGGAACAUUGCCCCUUGGCCUUGUAGCAUCGGCUAUCAGCCUUAAGCUACAUGCUGCUUUUGGGGGGCAUUCUAUCCUGGGCAACGGGAGACGAUCACCCAUCACUACAGCGGUAACCCUUAUCGAAGGGAGAAACUGUGAGCGGCUCUACGAUGGCGGCGAAGGAAGAAUCGGUUCCUGUCUUUGUCCGAGUCAAGAACACGGUCCGAAUCCUAGCGGCUGAUCCUUUGAAUCUGGAGAAGAACCUGGCUUUCAUCGUGCAGGUGAUCUUGGAGGAAUUCGGCAGGGUAUCCAGGAGGGAGAUCCUUGCGAUACAAGAUUAUCCGAAGAAGGGGAUAUACGAUGUCACCUUUGAUGGAGAAGGAGUUUUCCGCAGCUUUCUGAGCAUCUUGGAGGCGAAUUCGGGAGAUCCUCGUCUGAGUGGGUUCAAAAUUUUCCCACACAUUACGGAUGAAGUCUUUUUGGUGGUUAAGUCGUACUCCCCUUUUGUGCCACUCAAGGAGAUAGAGUCGGUACUUGGUAGGUACUGCAAAAAACUUUCUUUUGUAGGUAAAAUCCUGAAUGAACUUGGAAUAUGGACUUUGAAAUACAGGUUUAAAGCUAUUUUCAAAGAGGGUUUGUUUCCGCCGGCGAGAUUUCGUUUGGGUACGGUAAACAUUGACUGUUUUUUCAGUGGUAUGCCAGAUUUUUGCAGGAGGUGCCGGCAGUACGGGCAUAUAGCAGACGGAUGUUCGCUGUGCCAAGGCUGUGGUAAGGCUGGCCAUGAAAUAACAAACUGUUCUUCCCCAAAGAAAUGUAAUUUUUGUUUCCAGGAAGGUCAUUUGUAUGCAACCUGUCCAACAAGAAAGGUAAGCUCUGAGGAGACUGUGGCUAUUCCGGGUAAGUCUUCUGUUCAGGCUGAAUCUGCUUCUAAACCCCAUGAAGAGGAGGAUAUCACUGAUCAAGCUUCACAAAGUGGGCCUAAAGUAAAGCGUUCAAAAGAAAAGAAAGAGAGAGAUAAAGAAAAGAAAAGAAGGAAGGAGACCCCGGAUGUAAGUCCUUCUGGUGAUUCAUUAGACUCUUUUCUUGAUUCUAUUUCCAGGGGUGAAAGACUUUAUGAGGCAUACAAAGAUAAAACAAAUAAAGAAAUUUCAGAGAUUUUGGAGGCAUGGUCAGACGAAGAAGAAUUUCAAGGUAUACAUGAGUGUAUUAGUAAGACUCCUGAAAAGAAGGAUGUUAGGGCUGCAGUUUUGAGCCAUAUUAGGGAAUUUAAGUAAAUUUUAAAUAAAAUAAAAUAA
Messenger RNA from Xenopus tropicalis (tropical clawed frog), 2666 nucleotides. RefSeq names its product zinc finger CCHC domain-containing protein 3-like. Bases 1542 to 2645 code for a protein of 367 amino acids. Gene Ontology annotation, biological process: activation of innate immune response. Gene Ontology annotation, molecular function: RNA binding; nucleic acid binding; zinc ion binding. The record is from RefSeq and is a predicted model, not a curated record. NCBI's taxonomy places the organism in Eukaryota, Metazoa, Chordata, Amphibia, Anura, Pipidae. The transcript has a single exon.